AGUGCACGGAGUCCUAGCACAUUCUGCACUCAACCCACUCACACACGUUCCCGAGACCCCAGGGCCCUUCGCUCCAGCUGGCUCGAUUUCCGACAUUGGCAAUGUAUCAACAGUUCUCCGCUGCAUCAUCCAACGAUUAUGGCCAAAUGAUAAUGUCUGCACCUGCUGCAGGCCCUAGCACUGUAGCACCGCAUGCAACCACCAAUACCGCACCACCACCACCGCCAACGCCGAAGGCGCAGCCGCUUGUAGCGACCGGCAAUUGGACGACUGAGCUCGUACAGCUUGCGAAGACAGCUGAACUCAAAAAACAUUCCCUGACGCUGCAACUCCAUACCGCUAAUAUAGUUGCUGCCCAUAAUACCCUCGAACAGAAGGACAAGGCAAUUCAGGAUAUCAAGGAACAGAAAAAUCGAUUGGACAGCGAACGUGCACGGUUACUUAACGCACUAGCAGAGAUAAAUGCAGACCGUGACAAAGUGGAUCUCCUCGAAGCAUCCAUCACACGAGAAUGUGCGGAUCUGAGGCAGCAAAUCCAAACCCUCCAAGAAGGUGAAUAUGCUAUCGCAAAAACGGACGUUGAUCGCUUGCGGGCCGAGCUCGGUCAGCCCCCGCUCCCCCCACUCCAAACUAAGCUUGAUGAGAAGACAUCUCAGUAUUUGCGUGAUCGCCGGGUAAAUGGCGAGAAACGCACUGUGAGCGAGAGUCAACCAGAUCAUCAACCUAGUACGACAAAACGCCCACGGGGUCGGCCCAAGGGGAGCAAAAACCGUGGUGGCAAAGCAGGUGGCAACGCACCUAGCGGAAGUGCGAGUGCUAGCGGGAGUGCAGUGGCUGGUGGUGGCACUGCAUGAUUGACCAGUGACAGCUGACAAUGGCCGCGAUUUCGGUGUGUGAUGGCUUGGCAAAUGUGAAUGAAGGAAUAUCAUAUGGCCACCUCGAACCUACGAGACGGUUUUGAGUUGUCUUCGCAUGAUUGAUGGGGCAGGUGAUGUAGUGACUUGGCAGCUUGAUGCGGGAGCGGCGAGGGACGAUCGCUUUGUGGGUUUGAUAUGGAUUCCUGUGGUACCAGGCUGUACAUCAUAUACAACAUAAAUGACCUUAUUGACCUCCUUAGUCUGACGUGAUUCAAUGAUCGUCUCCCCUGCGAUGCUGUGCCGAAGCUUUAUUCAACGGCUAUCUUUGUGCCU
Molecule: messenger RNA, 1190 nt
Organism: Suillus clintonianus
Lineage: Eukaryota; Fungi; Basidiomycota; Agaricomycetes; Boletales; Suillaceae
Exons: 7
Coding region: 102-854 (250 amino acids)
Biological process (GO): positive regulation of neuron differentiation
Cellular component (GO): nucleus
Source: RefSeq, a predicted model, not a curated record